This is a messenger RNA of Labrus bergylta (ballan wrasse), 2974 nucleotides long. Lineage: Eukaryota; Metazoa; Chordata; Actinopteri; Labriformes; Labridae. The record is from RefSeq and is a predicted model, not a curated record.
AUCUGUCUCGUCUGAUCUAAGGCUUCAUAGAAGAUCAAUCGAAAAAUCGAUUUCCAAUCCUCGACCAGACGGCGAACAAAUUACGUGGGUACUCUGGCUCGAUUGCUCUUGACUUGGUAGGUCUGUUGCGUUUUUUCUUUAAGGAACUGGGUCCCAGUUAGUCAGUUUGUCAACAGGCUGGGCGAGAAAACGAACCGUCGAUACAACUUGGUACGUGGAAGUGAUAACUCAAACGUUACCGUACGUUUCCCUGUUGAGAAAAACCUUUUAACUCGUCUGGUUUUUGUUGGUGUGUACUCGGACAAACAUGAAGUUCCCCUGACACGUCUGUUCUUCAGAAGCCCCCAGAGCAUCAUGGAAAUGUGAAACUUGACUCUCCAGUAAGGCAGAUGCAAGUCCCAGGCUGGAUUGAAUGGCACUGAGGAUACAAGACACUGACUCAGUUGGAGUACUGCGAUGACCAGCAAGCAUCAUAGCCAUGCAGAGAGCGCUCACUCCGCAGAAAAGAAGCCAUCCACUGCAUCCCCCAAGCUCCAUGUCCAGCGAUCGCUGUCGAAGGAGAACAUCACUAUCCACUUCUCAGCUCUUGGGAAGGAAGAAGAAGAGGAGGAAGAAGAGUUGUACAUUACCUCCGUCUCAGCUACCUCAGCCAUUCGGAAUGACUCAAACAUUGUGACAGCUUUAGAAGCAAGCGAGGAGAUGUUUGAAGGGGUAACACCAGACUCCAGACUUUCUUUAGUUUCUAGAAAACACACCGACAGUUUACCCACAGACACGCCGUCAUUGGAUGUUGCUGAGAAUAAAGGCUCAACUUCUUCCUCUUCUCCUUCUAAAUCUUCAAGCUUUCCCUCCAGCGACAAACCGUUUCUCAGUUUGGUGAAGUCUCUCUCCUCUGACAUGGAGACUUGUGAGGGGAUCCCCUCUGUUGCUGCUCCUACAGUUAGGCAUCGGCACCUAAUGAAGAACUUUGUCAAAUCUUUAUCUUCAGAUACAUCCCAGGACACAUCCUCCUCCUCCACCUCGUCCUCCACGCCCUACCGUCUUCCAGAAUCCCGCCUCAACCUGCAACUUUUCAAGCAAUUCACACAGUCCCGGUCUGGUGGCACAUCAUCAGCAAGUGAUUCAAAAACAGCCCCUUCCUCUCCGUUGACCUCACCAGACAAUCGCAGCUUUUUCAAAGUCUCAGAAGUGGAGGCCAGGAUUGAAGACACCAAGCGGCGUCUCUCUGAGGCCAUCUCCGAACCACUCCAGCUGCUGAGUAAGAUCAUCGAUGAGAGGAGCAGCAGUCUGUCUAGUAGCAGCCUUUACCGGCCCAAGGCCCUCUCUGCCAGUGCUACAGAGCUCUCCAACAUAAGUUCUGUCAAUGGUCACCCGGAGAGCAACAACAAUUACUGCAUCAAGGAGGAAGAAGGAGGUGACUGGGAGGCAGAGAGCCCCAACAGCCAUGCUCCUGCUGAACUGCCUGAUCCUCCCAGUGCUGACACCGAGUGCCCCAACAAACCCUCUUCACUGUCCAUGUCAUUGGACAAAUGCUCCAUGUCUGCUCUUGCCAAACAAGAGGAUGAGGACUUUUGCAUUCUUUACAACAAAGACUUUGACAUUUGCACAGAGACAGAUGGUGAGGGUGAUAGAACUCUUGAUUCUGGAAGCGGGAGCCCAACUAAAGUGCCACUAAGUGGUAGUACUGAACCAUGCAGUGAAGAUGAAUCACAAAGCAUUGAGCCGGCACCAAGUGUUCCACACUACACUCUCAUCAUCCUUACUCUUGUGGUCUAUGGGUGUUUUGUGUUACCGCUUCCCACUUACGUCGGAGGAGUUCUGCUUGGGAUCGCUCUGGGGUUCCUUUUAGCCAUAGGUGUGGUCUGGUUGACAGGACCAAAACCUUCCGACAGACGCUUUAGACAUUCCAGAUUUCAUGGGAAGUUCUGGAAUCUGAACAAGUUGGACAUUAAGGAACCAGAAAUCUAUAAGGGCUGGAUGAAUGAGAUCUCCAACUACGACCCCGAGACAUACCAUGCCACACUGACGCAGUCUGUGUUUGUCCGGUUGGAGGGCUCCAUCAUUCGUCUUUCCAAACCCAAUCACAACAUUGCACGCCGUGCAACACAUAAUGAACCAAAACCUGAUGUCACCUACAUCAGCCAGAAGAUCUAUGACCUCACAAACAGCAAAGUAUACGUAGUGCCUCAGAGUCUGGCCAGGAAGCGUGUAUGGAACAAAAAAUACCCCAUCUGCAUAGAACUCAGCAAACAGGAUGACUUCAUGUCUAAGGCCGAGGGUGACCGGUGGGAGCCCAGUGAGAGCCCCAGCACGAGGGACAGAGGAGAGGGCGCAGGAGGAGCACAGGAUCGAAGGUCUUCAUCCAGCAGAGACCUGACCCUCUACCUGUUUGGAAGGACUGGGAGGGAGAAGGAGGAGUGGUUCCAGCGCUUUCUCUCAGCGUCCAAGCUCAAGGCCGAUUUAAAGAAAGCCACAGGCGUUGCAGUGUGCAAGAGCGCGCCCACGGUUCUGAACUCUCACAGUCGCAGCAGCAGCCGGGGCAGUUUGGAUGAACUGGCAUCUCAGCCAAAGUCAAAGGACUCCUCAGCCUCCUCAUCCACAGCAGGCAUUGCCAAAGCGAAGCCACUACUGGACUACAGUGUAUAUAUGGCCUCCAUGCUGCCAAACCAGGCAGCAGUGAGCCCUGCAGCUACCAGCCCUGCUCCUCAGAGUCCUCAGAGCAGCCCGGGGUCUGAUAAGAAGCUUCAGAGCACCACUUCAGCUCCUGUGCAGCCCUGUGUGGAGGAGGAGGAUGAUAAUGUUGCCUGGGUGAAUGCGGCUCUCGGCCGUGUCUUCUGGGACUUCCUGAGCGAGCCCCACUGGGCUGAACUGGUCUCCAACAAGAUUCAGAUGAAACUCAGCAAGAUACGGGUGAGUGAAACAAGGCCGUUACAACCUUUCACUGCAACAAUGUGGAUUUAAACAGGCGGUAAAG